Molecule: messenger RNA, 3461 nt
Organism: Diorhabda carinulata
Lineage: Eukaryota; Metazoa; Arthropoda; Insecta; Coleoptera; Chrysomelidae
Product: zinc finger protein 761-like
Exons: 6
Coding region: 84-3254 (1056 amino acids)
Biological process (GO): regulation of transcription by RNA polymerase II
Molecular function (GO): RNA polymerase II cis-regulatory region sequence-specific DNA binding; DNA-binding transcription factor activity, RNA polymerase II-specific
Source: RefSeq, a predicted model, not a curated record
GAAGAUAACGAAAUGUCAUUGUUUGAACAGAAAGUACAACUUUAGAUUGAUAAUAAUGUAAAACUGUAAUUAUAGUAUCUACAAUGGAAAUAAAACAAGAACCAGAAGAUUUUUUUAUUAAUAAACAAAAAUUUGAUUUCGACCAUUCUGGUAAUUCGAAUCUAAUUGUUGAUACAAACAAUAUUCAAGUAUGUAACAUAAAAACUGAGCCAGUAGAUACAAUCAAGCAAGAAAACGACUCUUAUUAUCUAAGACAAAUAUGUGAUAAUAUUAAAGAUGAAAUAAACGAGAUGAUUGAUGACGAAGAUGUAAAACGUCACUUGAUUAAAAUAAAUGAUUCCAAGAAAUUGAGUUUAGGAAGAUCCUUUCAUCGGAACUAUUUCAAACACAGUAAAUUGCCUGGAAGUAUUUUCAUCUGUAAGUUAUGUGGAAACUUGUAUGUUAGAGAUUAUCAACUCCACCAUCAUAAAUUUACACAUUUCGUUAAGAAAUCUCGUCGAAACGCAAUUCAAAAAAGAAAUUUAGUAAACAAAUCAUGUCAAACAAUAAAUAUUCUUCAGAUGAAGGCUGCAAUUAAAAAUAAACUGCAAGAUUCCUUUAAUCAAAUCAAAUCACAUGCGGCGAAAUCAAGAAGUGAAAGUAGUUCAAUUAGAAAACCUCGUAUUCAUUUGCCGUUUUCUGAUUUAGCUCAAAAAAAGCGUGAAAGUCGCAUUUAUCCGAUAACAUUUAAAUGUGACAUGUGCUCAACAACUUUCUCGCAGAAACGUUCCUUGAGUAGACAUUUGCUCUGUCAUAUGGGAGUCAAGCCAUUUAAGUGUGACGUUUGUUUAAAAAAUUUUUCGCGAAAAUAUCAUUUGGAUAGACACAAACUGAGUCAUACAGGGGAAAAGCCUUUCGGAUGUGAUAUUUGUUCGAAAUCGUUCGCGUUUAAGGAACGCAUGGUUGUUCAUAAGCGUAUUCACACUCGAGAAAAUAUUGUUCAAUGUGAUAUAUGUUCCAAGUUUUUAGUCAAAGAUAGUUUAGUUAGACACAUGGGUAUUCACACUGGGAAAAAACCAUUCAAAUGUAAUGCUUGUUCGAAAUCUUUCUUGUGGAAAAAUAAUUUAGUUGCGCAUCUACGCAGUCACAAAGGGGAGAAGCCGUACAAAUGUCAUAUUUGUACAAAAUCUUACACACAGCAAUGGAAUUUGACUGUACAUAUGCGCAGUCACACUGGAGAGAAACCCUUCAAAUGCGAUAUCUGUUCUAAACCGUUCAAAGAAAAAAAAAAUAUGGUUAACCAUAAGCGAAUCCAUAUUGGCAAGAAAACUAUUCGAAUGCAGUAUUUUUCUUAUAGUUCCAAAUACAUUCAACUAAACACAUUUAUCUCAAAAUACACUAAAACGGUAUUUACAUUCUUUGUAAUGAAUGUGAAACAAGAGCUAGAAGAUGCUUCCAUUAAAAAAGAAAAAUUUGAUAUCGAAGAACAUGAUAUCAAACAGGAAAACGAUGAUUUUAACAUUAAAAUGAAUGAGAUGAUUUAUGACGAUGACCUAGAGAGUAAAUUAGAGACAGGCCAAAAAAUAUAUGAGAUGCAUUCAGAUGAAACUUACUCUGGUGAUAAUUUUAAUGUUGGUUCGAAUAUAUGCCCAGUUAAUGAUCAGGCAAGAUUAAUAUUGAAAAAGAAUCAAACAACUUUCUCUGAUGCUCAAAUUGACUGUUCAAAGAAAGGAACUUUAUCUCAACAGAAGCAUAUGAAGCUUGAAGGUAUUUUCAUUUGUAAGUUUUGUGGAAACUUGUGUGUUAGAAAAUUUCACCUCUACCAUCAUCAUUUUACACAACAUCUUGUCAAGAAACCGCUUCGUAACAUAAUUCAGAAACAAAAGUUCAGAUUAAAACAAAAUGCAGUAAACGAAUCUGUUCAAACAAUGAGUAUAUUAAAGAUGAAGGGUGCCAAUAAAAGUAAAUUAUGUAUGGAUCAGUUGCGAGAGUCGUUUAAUCAAAUCAAAUCACGUGCAACCAAAUCCACUAGUGAAAGUAGUUCAAUUAGAAAGUCUCGUAUUCAUAACGGAGAAAACAUCAAAUGUGACAUUUGUUUAAAAACUUUCUCACACAAAUCUAGUUUGAAUGUACAUUUGCAAAGUCAUACUGGAAAAAACCCAUUCAAAUGCGACAUUUGUUUAAAAACUUUCUCAUGCAAAUCUAAAUUGGAUAUACAUUUGCUAAUUCACACUGGGGAAAAACCAUUCAAAUGCGACAUAUGUUUGAAAAGUUUCUCACAUAAAUCUAGUUUGAAUAUACAUUUGCUAAGUCACACUGGAGUAAAACCAUUCAAAUGCGACAUUUGUCCAAAAACUUUUUUAUAUAAAAAUAGUUUAACCACACAUUUGCGUUAUCAUACAGGGGAGAAACCAUUUAAAUGUGACAUUUGCUUAAAACAAUUUUCAGAAAAAGUAUCUUUAAAAGUACAUUUGCGUAGUCACACUGGGGAAAAACCUUUCAAAUGUGAAUUUUGUUUGAAAACUUUCUCACACAAAUCUAAUUUGAAUAGACAUUUGCCGAGUCACACAGGAGAAAAACCAUUCAAAUGUGAUGUUUGUCCAAAAACUUUUUCACAAAAAAAUAGUUUAACCACACAUUUGCGUUACCAUACAGGGGAAAAACCAUUUAAAUGUGACAUUUGUUCAACACAAUUCUCAGGAAAAGUAUCUUUAACAAUACAUAUCCGUAGUCAUAGUGGGGAAAAACCUUUCAAAUGCGACAUUUGUUUAAAAACUUUCCCCAAGAAAUAUAAUUUGAAAAGACAUUUGCUAAGUCACACUGGAGAAAAAUCAUUCAACUGUGAUAUUUGUUCAAAAACUUUUUCACAAAAAAAGAGUUUAACUACCCAUUUGCGUUAUCAUACAGGGGAAAAGCCAUUUAAAUGUCACAUUUGUUCAAAACAGUUUUCAGAAAAAGUAUGUUUAACAAGGCAUGUUCAUAGUCACACUGGAAAAAACCCAUUUGAAUGCGACAUUUGUUUAAAAACUUUCUCAUGCAAAUCUAAAUUGAAUGUACAUUUACUAAUUCACACUGGAGAAAAACCAUUUAAAUGCGACAUUUGUUCAAAAACUUUCUCACAAAAAAAUAAUUUAACAACACAUAAGCGAUAUCAUACAGGGGAGAAGCCAUUUAAAUGUGACAUUUGUUUAAAAACUUUCUCACAUAAAUCUAGUUUAAGUGUACAUUCUUUAAUUCACACUGAAAAAACCCAUUCAAAUGCGACAUUUGCUUAAAAACAUUCUCAAAAAAAUAGCAUUUGCUUAGACAUUUGCCUAGUCUCACUAGAGAAAAGCCUUUCAAAUAUGAUGUUUGUAUCUAGAUAUUGUUCGGUUGUUCGUAAAUGUUUUCAUACUGGUGAACAUAUUGUUGAGUGAUGAGUGAAUUAUAUAAAUUAGUUGAGUGUAGUGAAAGGUUUUUGAAUAAAUUAAGAACAUAAGAGA